Solanum tuberosum (potato) is the source of this 845-nucleotide messenger RNA. RefSeq names its product SUMO-conjugating enzyme UBC9-like. Bases 125 to 571 code for a protein of 148 amino acids. Lineage: Eukaryota; Viridiplantae; Streptophyta; Magnoliopsida; Solanales; Solanaceae. The record is from RefSeq and is a predicted model, not a curated record. The transcript has 5 exons.
AUACCAAAAGCCAUUUUUUUAUAUAUAUAUAUAUAAAUAACUGUUCUCAGUUCAAAGCAAAAACUCUUUUCACUUCUCAGAAUCGGAAACUUUGUAGGAGGAUCUCUCAGGGAUUUAGUCGGCGAUGGCGUCCAAGCGGAUUCUGAAAGAGCUCAAGGAUCUGCAGAAAGAUCCUCCUACUUCUUGCAGUGCUGGCCCAGUUGGCGAAGAUAUGUUCCACUGGCAAGCAACAAUUAUGGGUCCACCUGACUGUCCCUACACCGGUGGACUGUUUCUCAUUACCAUUCAUUUUCCACCUGAUUAUCCAUUUAAGCCACCCAAGGUUGCUUUUAGGACAAAGGUUUUCCACCCGAACAUCAACAGCAAUGGUAGUAUUUGCCUUGACAUUCUGAAGGAGCAGUGGAGCCCAGCUCUUACUAUCUCCAAGGUGUUGCUGUCCAUCUGUUCUCUGCUAACAGACCCUAAUCCUGAUGACCCUUUGGUGCCGGAGAUUGCUCAUAUGUACAAGACUGAUCGAAACAAGUAUGAAACAACUGCUCGGAGCUGGACCCAAAAGUAUGCCAUGGGUUAGUCGCUGUUGCGAUGCAUCUAUAGAGGGUCUCCUUUCCCUCUGUGUUUUUGGGCAUUAUCAGUAAUGUGUUUAGAUAUGAAGUGUUUCUUAUGGCUUAAUGGGAACAGUUGUGUUUUUGUCUCUUGAAACACAAAACUUUGCCUUUUGGUUUGUAAAAUCCAACGGUUAUGCUACUCUAUGGAUAGGUCAAAAUUAAGCAGUUUGACCAUUUUGUAUGUGAAUGAAAACUCUAUGAAGAUGUUUCCUUUGAAUAUGAAUGGUUUCAUUCAUUUUU